Messenger RNA from Paramuricea clavata, 2070 nucleotides. NCBI's taxonomy places the organism in Eukaryota, Metazoa, Cnidaria, Anthozoa, Malacalcyonacea, Plexauridae. The record is from the annotation of a GenBank genome assembly.
AUGGACAUCAACACCAAUCUUGUAAGUGCUGCUAUUCAAGUGUGCAAAAUGAAAUCUGCUGGAAUGGCAUAUGAAACGAUGGUAGGUUUCUUGUCAUCCUGUGGUGCAGAUGUGGGAAAUAUUGGGCAUGGACGGUAAGAUUUAAAACAUUGUUUUUAAUUUUGCAAAAGUUUAAUGAGUAAUAUAACUUUAGUUUCUGGAAUCUGGAUCAGACAGACAAUCUAUUUAUUUAUUAAUUCAUCUAAAAACAGAUGAUGUUUUUAUGUAGCUUUAUGCCUCCACCUAAUUUGCAGGAACCAGUUUCCAGAGAUUAUCUUGGCUGCUUAUCAUUAUGCUUUAACUCAAACGAAUAAUUAUCUGAAAGAGCCAUUGGAAUCAACUGGUCUUCGUCCACACAUAUCUCUGGCAGUCGAUAAGUCUACUCCCCACAGAGAUACCAACCAUGCAGUUAUGAUCCUGUUACCUUUCAAAGGAAAGCAAGCUGCAGUGCCCAUAGAUGCUCCAAUAGUAUAUUCAGUCGCAGAAAGAACAGCUGACAUUGAGGGGGGAGAUGGUGAAGACCUAGCCAAACAAGUGACAGAUGUCCUGAAGAAGAAGCUGGAUUUUGAUGAAAACGACAUGCAUUAUGUGAGAGGUACAGUAUGCCACCUGUAGUAAAUAAACAUACAGUAAGCCUUAGUGGUAAUGAAUUGGGUGUCUGUGAAAAGUAGUCUUGAAUACACAUCAUACUGUAGAAAAAAAUGUUUGAACCUGAAACGUUUUUUUGUGAGUGUUUGCCUUCAAAAUUUGUCACUUCAAUUCAAUUUUUUUCACUUUUCUGUAUGUACUGUAGCUGUUCAUGCUGACGGGCAGUACCAGUCGAGUACGUUCCAAAAUGGACUUCUUUUUCCUAACUCCAUGGGACGUAUCUCACUGGAUGGAUCUAGCGAUGGUCGAUUUACGUGAAAAGGAUAUCUCGUCCUCUUUUAUGAAGCGCCUAAUAAAGAGAGCUAACAAGUUCCACACAAUGUUUCAUCGUGGUCGUGGUCAUGUGGAAUACAAAGGACUGGCAUGAUCUUUGGGUUUAAAAGCACUCGAGACUGUCACAUUUUCGACAACCCGUUUUUUUAGUUCCUCCUAUGAGCAGUGGGAGAAGAUUUACAUCAGUUUCGUAGCCUUAAUGAAAAGUUUUAUGGCAUAUCGAGAGGACAAAGAUGACGAAGAAGAAGAAGAAACAAAGUACCAGGUUACAAAAUGCAUUUAUUAAAUUUAGAUAGAUUAUAAUAUAAAAACACGCGAUGGUUUAAAAUUGUGAAACGCGAUAUAUAAUUAAUAAGCCAUUAGAGCAAUACUUGAAUACGUGUAUGCAUUUUGAAGAUGUAAAAUUUAUGUAUAUUCUUGCAAUCUCGUUUUAGGUACGUGGGCAAGACUUCGUUAUCGACUUGUGUGGAAUGCUUGAUAUCCUGAAGCAUGUGGUUUCUUUGAUGAUACGAAGCCAAGCCAUCAAUGUAGCACCUUGGAAAAUUAUUGCAUGGUACACUCGACUAAAUGACGUUUUAGAGAAAUGUGAAGACAAUUUGAAGGACGUCGAGGCAGGAGAUAUGCUAUCGAAAGAUUUAUUUCCGAAGCUAUCAAAGCAUUGGAAGGAGCUGGUUCCCAACAAGGAUGCCGAAGAAAAUGGCGAUGACGAGGACGAUGAAGUAGACCCGGGUACUUUCCAGGUACUAUUACUACACUAUCCUUAUUACAAAAUAUAAAUAAGUAAUGACUAAUGAUUACUGUAUAUUGGAGGGAUUCUACAGUGUAGUGGCGAUUGUGGAGGGAUUCUACAGUGUAGUGGCUGCGCACAAGAAAAACGGAGACCAAGGAAACACCACCUUAGUACAGAGAGCUGGCCCUAAAACAAUGAGAAAAAUAGCUUCUCUCUAUACUGAUGGGGACAAAAGCCAUGGUCUAUCAAAACACCGCUUGCCUUUAUUCGUUGAUGCUCGGGAACGAGCAGCAAGAAGGCAUAGCACAAGUAAAGUCGUCGACCGACUAAGAAGGGAGAGUGUCAGAUGUCCCCAUGUAGUUGUUCAGGAUGAAAUAUGA